This is a messenger RNA of Emiliania huxleyi CCMP1516, 1392 nucleotides long. RefSeq lists its product as hypothetical. The record is from RefSeq and is a predicted model, not a curated record. The transcript is spliced from 4 exons. Lineage: Eukaryota; Haptophyta; Isochrysidales; Noelaerhabdaceae. The coding region runs from base 1 to 1392 and encodes 463 amino acids.
AUGCGCCCUUGUAUUCCACCGCUGCUGCUCCUCGUGCUUUGCGCCGCCGCGGCGGCCCGUCGGCUCACCGUCGUGCCUCAGCCAGCGCUCACCGACGCCGAGACUGGCGCCUUCACCGUCAACGCGUCGGUCGUGGUGCCUCGCUUCGACCCAGGCCCCAAAGCGCUCGACUUUCUGCGGCGCGAGGGCUACGUCGUCAUCCGCGACGUCCUCAACGCCAGCGACCUCGCGCUCGCGCGGCGGCUCUUUUGGGCGUUUGUGGAGGGCGCCGGUGCUAGCUCCGCCGACCCUGCGAGCUGGCGGCGGGCGCUCUCUCCCAACCAGUACGGGAUCGCGUGGGGGCUCGGCGCCGGGCAGAGUCGGCUCAUGUGGCACGUGCGGACGCGGCCGCGGCUGCUGCAGAUGUUUGCGCUCGUGUGGGGCACCGACGACCUCCUCACGUCGUUUGAGGCCUUCUCGCUGCUGCCGCCGCGCGAGGCGGAGGCGGGGUGGAGCCUCGCGGAGAGCUGGUUCCACACCGACCAGAACGGCAGGUCGCGGCCCGGCCUGCAGACGGUCCAGUCCUUCACCUCUCUCUGGCCGCAGGACGAGCGCUCGGGCGCCUUUGUGGUCGUGCCUCGCGGCGCGUUCGUGGUCGUGCCUCAGUCGCACGCGCGGCACGAGGCGCUGACGCGGCGCGUGUACGCGGCGCGGCCGGGCACGUCGGACGAGCAGCAGUUCCUGAUGGUUCCGUCGGGAGACCGCCUCCUCGCGACGCCGCACCCGCCUCACCUCGUGCGCUGCGGCGCGUGGAGAGACGCGGUGGGCGCGGGGGACGCCGUGCUGUGGGACUCGCGCACAGUGCACUGCAACACGCCGCCGCUGCUGGCGGGCGGCGGAGAGGCGGCGCGGGCGGCGGAGGCGCGGGGAGGGGAGGCGGCGGAGGCGGAGGCGGCGGAGGCGGAGGCGGCGGAGGCGGAGGCGGCGGAGGCGGUGAUGGGGGCGGAGGAGGAGGCAGGGCAGGAGAUUGAGGGGAGGCGGCCCGGGCGGGUGGUCGCCUACGCCUCCUUUGCGCCUCGCUCGCGGGCGGACAGUCGGACGGUCGUCCAGCGGCAGCGCGCCUUUGCCAGCGGGCAGACUUGCACGCACUGGCCCUUCGAGAUGACCUGCCUCGAGCCACCGCAGGCCGUGGGCGAGCCAGCGGUCAUCGCGCGGGACCCCAAGGCAAAGUGCGCCAACGGCUCUGGCUGCAAAUACAUCCACGACGGCACCGGCGCCACGCCAACGCCAACGCCCGCCGACCCUCUCGCGGACCGCAUCGCCGCCGCUAAGGCGGCGAUCGCGCCGGGCACGCCGCCGUCGCUCGGCAAGCGCGCCAAGCCGCCGACCCCCGACUCAAGCGACGACCUCUAA